This is a messenger RNA of Panicum virgatum (switchgrass), 2344 nucleotides long. RefSeq names its product transcription factor bHLH49-like. The transcript has 7 exons. NCBI's taxonomy places the organism in Eukaryota, Viridiplantae, Streptophyta, Magnoliopsida, Poales, Poaceae. Bases 770 to 2050 code for a protein of 426 amino acids. Gene Ontology annotation, biological process: regulation of DNA-templated transcription. Gene Ontology annotation, cellular component: nucleus. Gene Ontology annotation, molecular function: DNA-binding transcription factor activity; protein dimerization activity. The record is from RefSeq and is a predicted model, not a curated record.
GCUCUCGAUCGGCUCGGCUCAGCUCAGCUCAGCUCCCCUUCCUCUUUACGCUUGCUCUGUGUGACUGUGCGUGUGUGUAGUAUGGAGUAAGUAAACAAAAGCAAAGGUAAACAGCAUGAUUAAAGAGCUGUUAACAAAGGUAAAGGCGAGGCCGCCAGGGGCACUUAAAAAUAAGCUCCAUCAAGGGUUAACAGCACCGGGGCCAUGGUGGUGGUGAUUAGGAGGAAGGAGUAAAAGCGGCUCUGCUUGCAGCUGUAACAUCGCCUUGCUUGCCUUGCCCUGCAGCUGUGUUCAAUAUCCCUGUGGCUGUGGGCUGGGGCUCGUGUACUGCCCGGUACCCACUACUGCUGAAACUACAAGUGCUAGUGAACAACUGCUAGUAGCCCUAUAAAUCUGACAAGCCUUUGCCUACAACCCUUCUCUCUCUCUCUCUCUCACUUAUAGUCUAGGCUCUCCCCUGACCCCUCUUUCGUAGCUCUUCUUCCCAUGCCCUCCUCGCCGGAACAGAUAGCAUCAGAAUCUCCAGUGGCUGGGCAUCUUUCCUUUUCCUGCCAUAGGCCGUGACGAGAGCUUCUUGCUUGCGUGCUUGCCCCGGCUAUCAUAUUGCCUGCCUAUGCCGCUCGCUGGCCAAUGGAGGAGCUAGCUCUUCUUCUCUAGCCUUUCUCGUCUCCCAUUCGUCCAUUGACCUUCGGUGAGCUCAGUGCUAGCUGCUCGGGCACUCUACUCGCUGCCCCUUCCGAUGGACAUGAAUUAGAGCGGCGAGAAAGGGAUGGAGGGCAACGCGUCCUCCGCCGGCGCCGGCAUCCCGGUGGAGUGGCAAACCCAAUUCAGCGCCGCCGCCUUCGCGUGCCCGCCGGCGCAGCAGCAGCAGGGACACAUGAUGGACUCCGCCUUCGCGUCCGCCGGCCUGUGGGCGUCCACCUCCCAGACCAUGGCGCUCUCCGACGUCGGCGGCGCCAUGUCCGCCGCGCGGGGCGGCGGCGGCGGCUUCUUGGCGCCGGUGCCCGGGUUCCUCCCGCAAGGCCUCGGCCAUUUCCCCGUGGACUCCGGCUUCAUCGAGCGCGCCGCGCGGGCGUCCUGCUUCGGCGGCGGCGCCGGCGGCGGGGUGAUGUGCGCCGGCUUCGGUGCGGCUGAUCAGAACAUGAACAGCGCGUUCAGUGGCUCCUCGGAGGCUCUCUUGGAUCACCAGAGGAAGGACGGCAACGAGAAGGGCGAGCCGGAGCUCGGCAGGAACGGCCACGACGCGGUGCCGAGCUCGGAGGCGGCCGGCGGGGACUGCUCGUCCAAAGGGACGUCGGACUCCAAGAAGAGGAGAAGGCCUAACGAGGUGAUGGGCGGCGAUCAGGUUCAGUCCUCCAACCUGCCUGCGGAUUCGGCGAACGAGAGCGUGCACAGCAAGGACAAGGGCGAGGAGAGCAGCCCGGCAACAACCACCGGCGGCAAAUCGAAAGGGAAGGGAACGAAAGAGACCUCCGAGUCCCAGAAGGAAGACUACAUUCAUGUCCGGGCUCGGCGCGGACAGGCGACCAACAGCCACAGCCUUGCAGAAAGGUUGAGGAGGGAGAAGAUUAGCGAGAGGAUGAAGCUUCUGCAGGACCUUGUUCCCGGUUGCAGCAAAGUCACUGGAAAGGCGGUAAUGCUUGACGAGAUCAUCAACUAUGUUCAGUCCCUGCAAAGACAAGUUGAGUUCUUAUCGAUGAAGCUGGCGACAGUAAACCCAAGGCUUGACCUCAACAUAGAAGGACUUCUGUCGAAAGAUCUUCUUCGCUUCCCUGGUGUCCCUUCAUCUUCCCUCGGAUUCUCCCCCGAGAUGAUGCACCCACAACUACAGCUAUCGCAACCAGGCCUGAUUCAGGGGGGCGCUGCUGGCAUGGCCAAUCCGGACGUCUUCAGGAGAAUCAUUCAGGCACAGCUAAGUGCAAAAGACGGAUCUCAGAUGCCCCACGCAUUGAACGGGUCAUUCAGCGACGUCGCGCAGAUGGGGUACCCGUCGCCGCUGGGGCCGCAGGACUUGAGCAUCAGGCCGUCGCAGGACGGGUUCCAAAUGUGAGCAACAGGCUGGCCCAGCUGCACAUACGAGCAAGGCUUUCCAUCUGAUCGACGAACAUGCAGGAGCACAGGGGGGCACACAUGAACUGGCCCCCUGCUGCUGCUGGAGCAGCGCUGGCCGCCGCAGUGCUAGCUAGCUCAUCGGUCGCGUUACUACAGGAGCUGCCUUCGACUGCGUCGCCACGGCCGGGUGUUUAUUGUGUUCAGAACUGAAAAAGAGCCCCCACGGAGGGAAGCAGCAGCGAUUGGGAGGGGUGGACAGGAUGGGGAAUCUCUCUCUCUCUCUCUGUGUGUG